UCUGUAAGGAGAAAAGACCCAAAACACCUGAGCUGCAGAUCUAAACUCAGCAUCUAAGUUCACUUAAAACUAAGUCUGUCUCAGUGGUCCCUUAAAGCACUCAGCACCUCCCAGCUGAGCACAUACACAACCAAAGAGUCGCUGUCUGCAGCUUUUGCACACCAGAACCGCACCUGAGCAGAACCGGUCGGCUUAAUAAGCUGCAGCGAAACCAGAGCAGAUACACAAAAGCAGGAAGAGGCCAACCGACAUUCGUUUGUUUCUAUAUCGGCCGAAAGCCAAUAAAAAACUAAAAUCAGGCACCCAUGUGGCCAACUGCCGCCCCCACUAGACUGCUGAAAGGACCCGGAGGACGCCAACACACCGUGAGCCCGCCCAUCCAACAGCGCUGUGCUCCAGGUCACCUUACGUUGAAAUAAACGUAAGAUUUCUUCCCUCAUCUUUACAAGGCAGAGCAUGCAAUGUUGUUCUAACCUUUUAAAUGUAUUAAUCCAGUGGUCAUCAAACGCGUCACGUUACCCGUUUAGGAUUCUAGUACACACGUACACGCCGCGGCAGCCAUUAGGUGUAGCUUCUGUCCUCCUGAGCUUUAACAGAACAAACAGCUGGACUUUUCUGGUUCUCUUUAAGACGUUUUCUUCUCUUCCUAGAGGCUUCUUCACUUUGGUUGUUAGUAGAAGGCUGUGUUAAGGUCAGAAAUAAACACGGACUGUGCCGAGCCUCUUUAGUUCAUCAUUUGAAAACGUUUUAGUCUAAAUUACGGUGAUGCAUAUUGUGUAUGUGUGUGUGUGUGUGUAUAUAUAGGCCUUAAUAGCCGGCUUUAGAUAUCAGCAACAAAAUUCUUUAAAAAUCGGUAUCGAACUUAAAAAACAAAAAUAAAAACAUCAGUCGGCCUCUAAGCAGAAAAAACAAACAAACAAGGACAAUAACAUCAGGCUGGUAAAGACUUGAAACAUGCAGCAUAAUCUGACAUGAAUUACAUUCAGACCCGAUCCUUAAUCCUGAAUCUGUCGAUGACAGGUGAGUUUAUGUUCUUAUAAACACACCAAGAAACGAUAUUCCAGCACAUCUGUUAACCAGCUCUGUGGUGGACCAGGAUUAGACCCACUAACCCUAACCAGCAGAACACAAAGCAGGUGUGGGAGCUUACCAGGAACACCCCUGCAGAAGCGAGACUUGGGGUAAGGCUUGUUCUUGCAGUAGCGGUAGCUGCGGGGGGACAAGUCCGUUAAACUAAUGUUUACCAGUGAGAUCAGAAACUUUACAGUUACAGGUCAGAACAUCUGGAUGAUGAACGUUUACGUUAGCAAAACGAAGACGGUGAAGCUUAUGUGGCCCGAGCCCUACUGCGUGAUGCGUGUUGGUGUGGUGAGACGAGUGCCUGCUGAGGGCGAGACCAGAGACUGCUGGAGUCGGACGCUGAAGCCGGGACGCCGCCUUUCCCAUCCUGGAAAUUCCCUCCGCGUGACGUUGUGGAUCUGGGAAGAGCCCAACUAUCUUUUGGGGUCUUUUUGAAGAACGUUUUAAACUGCUUUUAUGGACUCAAACUUUUUAGUUGUAUAUUUUUAGAUGGUUUUUUUAUUUAGUUAAUAAAAGAGGUUGCAGACAAACUUCUGCUCUCUGGUGUCUCUGUCCCUCUGGUUUUGCACCCUCCUCUCCACCUGUGUCGUUGGGAAUCUCCGCGUGACGCUGGAGCGGCGCGUUGCCUAGGUUACAAUUACACAGAGAUUCUCUAUCUCACACCACCAGUUGUGAUCACUAAAACAGCACAAUGGAAAGCCACAAUAUGAGCCGAGAGAUUAUUAGACUCAACGAACUGCUACACAGAGAAAGAUCUCUGAGACAUCACGAGAAGAAAGAGCUCGAAAAGCUGAAGGAAGAACUCAGAAAAACUCGACGCAAGUUAAGAUCUUCACAAAAUCUACAAACUAACAGCAAUUUACAAGAAACGUCUGAAGGUCCAUCUGAAGAAACGAGUGUAAAAUAUUCACAUCUCUGUUCUGAGGAUGAACUGGAACUUGAAGAACGGAUAAAAACUCAGGAAGAAACAAGGAGAAGUCAUGAAAUAAUGCAAAGCAUGAUCGCAGAAAGUGACUCUCAUCUGGUUUUGCAUAAGGAACUGUUAGCUGCAGAAAAAUCCAACGUUCUCGCUGCAAAACAACAGGCGGAACAUUUUAAACAAGCGCUUCUUACAGAGAGAGACUCUCAUGAAGACACGAAGGCUACUCUUCAUAAAAAACUCAACCGUUUGACAGCGGAUUACGACUCUCUCAAGGUUUCACAUCAGGAACAGGUGAGACAACAUGAAAUGAGUGUCCUCGCCGCUAAUCAAAGGGCUGAACAUUUAGAGCAGAAGUUUGAAGAAGAAAGAAAAGCCCAUUCAGACUCAGUAGAAGAAAAACUACAAAUGAUUAGAAAUCUGACUGCCCAGAAUCAAGAACUCAGUGAACAGCUGAUGCAGCAGGAUUCGUCUGUCUUGAAAACCUCAUUUGAAGAACUGAAAAGGAGUUUUCAGAACGUGCUUGAGGAGAAACAUGGUUCAUACCUUGAACUAAAAGAGAAACAUGAAGCUAGCAAGAAACAGGAACUGUGGUUAGCGAAGGAGUUAGAAAACGAAAGGAAAGCUCAUGCAGACACAAAAGAUAAAGCUCAACAAACAAUCACAAGACUGGUUUCUGAGAAAGAUGCAUUAUAUACAAGGAUGGGACAACUCGCCUCCGAGAUGCUCGAAGUGGAAAAACUGGGUUUCCUGAAAAAACUAGAGGAGAAAGACGUUUUACACCAGGAAGUCAAAGAAAAGUAUGAACUUGAGCUUUCUAACCCAAAACACCAGGUGGAAACUUUACAGAAUCAGUUAGAAAAUGAAAAGAAAAUUCAUGCAAACAAAUUAGCUGAAAAGCAGAUCUUUAUUGGAUGUCUGACUGCUAAGAAGAAGGAAACAAGUACACAACAGAACCAGGGAAUCUUUCUGAUGAGAACGUCUGAACGUUGAAGAGAUGAAAACUAGUUUUCAGAAAGAGUUGGAAGAGAAAAACGUUUUAUACCAGGAACAAAAGACAAAGUAUGAAACUGAUCUACUUGGCAUGAAAAAACAGACAGAAGACCUUAUGAAGGAGUUAGAAAAUGAAAAGUUAUUCAGACUCGUUAGAAGAAAUCCAAGAAGUUGUGAGAGGUCUGACCGAUGAAAAGGAAGUGCUGAGUGAUCGGCUGAAUGAAAGUGGAUUUUUUUUCACAUUAGUUUGUUUUUCUGAUGUUCUUUUGAUUUCUUGUGCUGACACUGAUGUUUUUAAGUUUCAUUAAACUUGUCAAAGCUAAAUAAGUAAGUUUGUGACGUGAGAUAUGAUGUGAAUUGUGUGUUUGAGUAGGUCCGUGUCCCUUCUAAACUGUUGAUGCUUAACUGGACCUCAUCAUAACAUGUUAGUGUACAAAGUCAGGUGUGGUUGAAGCGUUAAGAAAAGAAAGAUGUCUGCAUGGCGUGAGUAGGUGAUUGGGUGUCGAGGAAGUACCUCCUUCCAGCAUGGCGGGGAAAAAAAUGCAGCACAAGUGAACUGUCACAGGACUCGAUCCAAUCGUUUCCGUAUGUUCCUAGUGCUGCACGGGGUUUUUUCUGUGGGUGCUCCAGUUCGCCUCCCACCCCAAAACCUGAAAUUCCCGACACCGUACCCUGAUGGAUCUGCUCCGCUUUUAACUAAACACCAAACUCCAAGUCUUCACAAAGCCAAAACCACAAUAAGUUACCCGGUGAAGGUUCUCUGUCAUCCAGAUGGUGGAGAUCAAAAAGGGUUCGA
This is a messenger RNA of Nothobranchius furzeri (turquoise killifish), 3788 nucleotides long. NCBI's taxonomy places the organism in Eukaryota, Metazoa, Chordata, Actinopteri, Cyprinodontiformes, Nothobranchiidae. The record is from RefSeq and is a predicted model, not a curated record.